AAAAAUAAAAAUAAUAAUUUGAUAAAGUCUCGAAAGCAUCAGCUAUCACUCUCGUCACUUGCAGAUCUCAUGGCAGCCCACCUAUUUAUACACCUCCCCCAUCCUCUCAACCUUCCACACCUCAACAAGCUCCAUCUCCUCUCUCUCUCUCUCUCUCCUCCCCCCCUCUGUCGUACAUAUCUCCAGUUCUAGCGAGCCAGCUCCAUUUGCAUCAAUUGCAAAACUCUCUCUCGUGUUAUAGUCUGGUGCCCUUCACUCCCUACGCAGCAAGCCUCUUCAUUUUAGCUCAUCAAUCUCCAUAUUCCGUAUUUAAUAAUCACAUAUAUAAUCUUUGAAAAGAGCUGCCUUCUACUACUAGUCCACUCUAGAAGACGAGCAAUAUAGUUUCACCUGGCUAUCUGAUCAUGGCCCAUUGGUCCGACCAUGACGGUCUUUUUAAGCGCAAAUGCAAAUUGGUGCAUGGCCCGCUCAUCGUCGGAGCUGGUCCUUCGGGCCUCGCUGUGGGUGCAUGCCUAAAGAAGCAUGGUGUUCCUUUCGUCAUCCUUGAGAGGUCCGACCGCCUUGCCUCCCUCUGGCAAAACCGCACCUAUGAUCGCUUAAGGCUGCACCUCCCCAAGCAAUUCUGCCAGCUCCCUAAGCUCCCCUUCCCCGAUGACUUCCCCGAGUACCCAACCAAGAAACAAUUCAUGGACUACUUGGAGUCCUACGCCAAGAUCUUUGAGCUCAAUCCACAGUUCAAUGAGACUGUCCAGUCUGCGAGGUACGAUGAAAUGGGUGGUAUGUGGCGAGUGAGAACGGUCGUGUCGCGGGGUGGGAAUGCAGGUGGGAACACCGAGAUGGAGUACAUUUGCCAAUGGCUGGUGGUGGCUACAGGGGAGAAUGCAGAGUGUGUGAUGCCGGAGAUGGAAGGAUUGAAGGAAUUUGGUGGUCAGGUCAUCCAUUCUUGCGACUACAAGUCCGGCGAGGCCUACCGAGGGAAGCAGGUGUUGGUGGUGGGAUGUGGCAACUCCGGCAUGGAAAUCUGCCUCGAUCUCUGCCACCACAACGCCUUCCUGACGAUGGUGGUUCGUGAUUCGGUUCACGUACUACCAAGGGAGGUUCUUGGGAAAUCAACGAUCGAUUUAGCCGUCGCCUUAAUGAAAUGGCUCCCACUCUGUCUAACUGAUAAGAUCCUAUUAGUUCUCUCAUGGAUGAUACUUGGAGAUAUAAAGAAGUAUGGCCUGACGCGACCUUCGGAAGGUCCUCUGGAGCUCAAAUACACACAGGGGAAGACCCCUGUUUUGGACAUUGGUGCACUGGGAAAAAUUAAAUCUGGUGCAAUAAGGGUGGUUCCUGGAAUCAAGAGGUUCUUGCCCGGCAGAGUUGAGUUGAUUGAUGGUCGAGUGCUUAACGUGGAUUCAGUUAUUAUGGCUACUGGUUACCGCAGUAAUGUUCCUUCAUGGUUGCAGGGCAGCGAUUUCUUCUCCAAAGACGGAUUUCCAAAGGAACCAUUCCCAAAUGGGUGGAAAGGGAAGUCGGGGCUCUAUGCUGUUGGGUUCACAAGGAGAGGGCUCUCUGGUGCAUCCUUGGAUGCAGUGAGGAUAGCUGAGGACAUUGGCAGAGUCUGGAAAGAGGAAACAAAGCAGCCAAAGCAUAUAAUUGCUUGUCAUAGGAGAUGCAGUUCACAAAUAUGAUGAGAAGAUUUUGAUCUUCUAUUUAUAUGUUCCCCAGUGUUUUGGGUUGUAUAACAGUGCAACCCACCCCUUCCCAAAAAAAAAAGCCCCCGCGGACUCGGACCCCCACGAAAAAAGAAAAAGAGAGAGAGAGAGAGGAAAAAAGGAAAAAGCAAGAUAAAAGGAAGGAAGAGACCUCUCUCAAUAGAAAAGUUGGUGGUGAAGAA
Molecule: messenger RNA, 1879 nt
Organism: Elaeis guineensis (African oil palm)
Lineage: Eukaryota; Viridiplantae; Streptophyta; Magnoliopsida; Arecales; Arecaceae
Product: probable indole-3-pyruvate monooxygenase YUCCA5
Molecular function (GO): N,N-dimethylaniline monooxygenase activity; NADP binding; flavin adenine dinucleotide binding
Source: RefSeq, a predicted model, not a curated record